CCCAAAGGGGAAACAAAAACCAUGGCGCUAAGCAUCCUGGGAAAACAAUAGAAAGGCCACUCUCACUAAUUGCUACAUUAUUACUUUAAAGUUUAUUCAAGUUAUUAAAAUGAGAAACAUUUUAUGACAACAAUUAGUUUAAAAUGGCGUCUUGAAAAAAUGACUGUGAUGCUGGGAAAUAUUAAUCAAUCAAGUUUAUUUUGAGACAGCUGAGAAACCAGAGACAAAUAUUACAUGUUGAUCAGAGCCACCAUCAACAUCAUCAAUACAUGUCAGACAUAUUGAUCAAUGUUCUAUUUAUGACCAGCUGGGUUUAGUCUGGGUUUAAAGGAACUCAGGGUUUUGGCUGUUUUCCAGUUUUCUGGAAGUUUCUUCCAGAUUUGUGGUGCAUAGAAGUUGAAUGCUGCUUCUCCAUGAACAAUUAAAGAUCAGGAAAACAAAGAGCCUGAGGGAUGAGCAAGAACAUGUUUAUACUUAUAUCUAUACUUGAAUCAUGUUUACAUGUGAUCUAUGCUGAUCUAUCAGGAUAUUUAUGAUCAGAGACAGAACCGGUCUCCUCUGCCAGAGGCUCAGGUGUUAAUCUGAACAGGUUUCAUUUCUGGUGGGUUUGAAGGAAGCUGGGACAGUGUGGACAGGUGGACACAGGUGGACCGGUGGGUCCUGCAGGGUCCAUAGGGUUCGGGUAGUCGGUUCUCUUUGACCGUCAGAAAGGAACCAGGAGGUUCUGGACUCCACCGGUUCGACGAAAAGAGCGCCACCAUGCAGUUACUGUCCGCUCAGUGGUCACAGCAGGUACUGCAGCUGCAGCGCCGCUCCUCACGGCCGCUCACUGCGCACGCGCAAUGAGAUGACUGGCCGCUGCACCUGUCAGUCCACCAGGAUGUGUGGCGGACAAAUCCUCGGCCGUUAAUCCAAGCUCGGUUCGGUCAUCAGAGGAGGCUCCCACCGUGGCAUGCUGAGCGGACCGGAGCGCUCCGUCUGACCGUCCGGACCCAGCCUCCCCCGGGGCCGCCCGCCUCCUCACUCCGCCUGCAGAGCCUCAGACCCCUGCUGCUGCAGAGCUGAGGCUGCGUGAAGCUCCGUGAAGCUCCGGGCGCGUCCAUCCUGACUGCAAUGGGAUGCUGCGGGAGCGCGGAGCGGACAAAGAGAGAAUGGAGACCGCUGGAGGACCGGAGCUGCACCGACCUGCCCUGGUUCCUGCUCUUCACCAUCUUCUGCGUCGGCAUGGGCAGCAUCUGUGGCUUCACCAUCGCCACUGGCGGCGCCGCUCGCCUCGUCUUCGGCUACGACAGCUACGGCAACACCUGCGGCCGGCGUAACGAACGGAUCGAAGGCGUGCAGCUAAGCGGGCUGGACCACACCGACAGGAAGUUCGUCUUCUUCCUGGACCCCUGCAACAUCGACAUUGUUCAGAGGAAAAUCAAGUCUAUGGCUCUGUGUGUGUCCUUGUGCCCCCCUGAGGAGCUGAAGACCCAUCAGGACCUGAAGAGGUUCGCCAUGACCAAUGGUUCAGAGCUCUGCUCCUAUGAGUUGCCGGCUCAUCGUUACCCGGCGCUACCGGAGCGAUUCUCCAGGUGUCCCAAGCUUCCCGUCCCCCGCAGCAAGCCGCUGCCACUCUUCAACCGCUGCACGCCGGUGGACAUGUCAUGCUACGCCAGGUUUGCUGAGGCGGUGGUGACCUUCGUGGGCGACAGCAGCGUCCUGCAUCGCCUCAUCGCCGGCGUUGCUGCCAGCAAAGAGAUCAUCAUUGGACUCUGUGUCCUCGCCUUAGCGCUGUCCAUGGUCCUCAUGGUGAUCAUCCGCUACAUCUCGGCUGUGCUGGUCUGGAUCCUUACCUCGCUGGUGGUGCUGGGCUCCCUGGCGGGUACCAGCGUCCUCUGGUGGCUCUACAUCGACCACCGGCUGUACGCCAACGACACGUCCUCCAAGGACCCCAAAGAGGCCAAACAGGAGGCACCGGAGGGGCAGCGUGACGGCGGACAGGCACUGCUGGUCUACGCCGCCGCUGCCACCAUCUUCACUAUCAUCCUGCUGCUGCUGAUGCUCUUCAUGCGGAAGCGCGUGGCGCUCACCAUCGCUCUGUUCCACGUCGCAGGAAAAGUCUUCAUCCACCUGCCGCUGCUCACCCUGCAGCCCUUCAUCACCUUCCUCGCCCUGCUCCUCUUCUGGGUCUACUGGAUCCUGGUGCUGCUCUUCCUGGGAACCACCGGGAACCCGGAGCAGAACGAGGAGACGGGCUUGACGGAGUUCCGGCUGACGGGCUCACUGCAGUACCUCACCUGGUACCACGCCGUGGGUCUGGUCUGGAUCAGCGAGUUCAUCCUGGCCUGCCAGCAGAUGACCGUGGCUGGCGCCGUUGUCACCUACUAUUUCACCAGGGAUAAGAACCGGCUGCCGGUGACGCCUAUCCUGUCGUCGGUUCUGAGGCUGGUCCGGUACCACCUAGGAACCGUUGCUAAGGGGUCCUUCAUCAUCACGCUAGUGAAGAUCCCCCGCCUCGUCCUGAUGUACGUCCACAACCAGCUGAAAGGACGGGAGAAUGUGUGCGCCCGCUGCCUGCUGAAGUCCUGCAUCUGCUGCCUGUGGUGUUUGGAGAAGUGCCUCAACUACCUGAACCAGAAUGCAUACGCAGCCACUGCCAUCAACAGCACCAGUUUCUGCACGUCAGCCCGGGACGCCUUCGUCAUCCUGGUAGAGAACGCGCUGCGGGUCGCCACCAUCAACGCUGUGGGAGACUUCGUGCUCUUCCUGGGGAAGGUCCUGAUCAUGACCUGCACGGCAUUCGCCGGCGUCCUGCUCCUCAACUACCAGCGGGACUACGCCGAGUGGCUGCUGCCUCUCAUCAUCGUCUGCCUCUUCUCCUUUCUGGUGGCCCACUGCUUCCUGUCCAUCUUCGAGAUCGUGGUGGACGUCCUGUUCCUGUGCUUUGCCAUCGACACCAAGUACAAUGAUGGCACCCCUGGGAAGGAGUUCUUCAUGGACAAAGCUCUGAUGGAGUUUGUGGAGAGCAGUCGGCGGCUGGAGCGUGCGGGCGGACGUGGGCGGAGCCGGGUGAAAGAGGCGGCGUCUGAGGGGGCGGAGAUGAAGCCCAUGGUGAGUGAUCGCGGUGCCGGAGGGGGCGUGGCCAGGCAGAACAGCUCAUCCAUAUUGGGGGCGGGGCCACACUGGGGCGAGGGCGGGGAGUGGGAGGAGCUUCAGGAGUUCCAGGUGUAUUGCCUGCUGGUGGGGGUGCUGGUGGACUGGGUGCUGGCGGAGCAGAGCGACCUGGUCCUCUGCCUCAGCGAAGACGUCGUCCUCUUCCUCUGUGUCUGUCUGCCCACCUCCACCCUCUUCCUGGUUGUCAGCCUGCUGCACGCGCCAAGCCCCGCCCCCUUUGUCGAGUCCACCUCCAAGUCAGCCGCCAUCACCGCCGCGUGCUAACAGCAGACUAACUUUGGAUGAACACUAGUGCAUGUUUCACCUCCAUCAUCAUCAUCAUCGUCGCGCUGCUGCUUGAAUUAUUUGUUUUCUUCUUUUUUACUUUUGUACUUUUUUAUGGAGAAUAUUUUUAUAAAAAUCUUCCAGCAGCUCUGUGUUUGCGUCUCUGUUCCGCCUCGAUUUGGUCGCCAUGUUGUUUUUAACCAGACCAGGACUCAGCAGGCAGAACUCCUGAGGUCACUUCCUGUUACUGGGAGCUGCUGACCUCCUGUAAAAAACGUAAGACAUGAAUCGGAAACCAAGUCACUCACCUGAGUUCAGAAAUGAAAUCUAAUGCAAACCACAACCAGAACCACCUUUAAAUUGACUUUUAAUAUUUUAAUACAUACAUAAAAUCACUGGAAACUUGUUGCCUGCUGGGUCCUCCAGGAAUCGACACAUAACGAGCUGAGAGUUAACGAGCUAUCCAGCUGAUUAGCUUGUUCAGCUGCAGACAGGAAGUUAACCAUCUCCACGUUUCCUGUUUCAGGCUCCAGGGACGAGUUCGGCUUGACCAAACUGGGACUUGUUGCAAAGACAUUCCAGAAGUUUAUUUUUAGUGUAACAUGUUUACUAUGGUUUCACUCCAGGGAAAACGACGAUAUUUUAAUACGGAACUGGAAACAACGUAACAACGUAACCAAGCACUUUAUCUGGAAGCGGCUGAUGCAUUUUUUUGUAGUGAUGUCCGUUUUUAUAAAACUCAGAUCCUAACGCCGUCCGGACUCUUCACUAACCUCUCUGCGCUGUGGGCGGAGCCGGCCCACAUGGAAGGGGCGGGGCCUGCGGACAGGUGGUGCAGCAGCCGAUUAUGCCCUCAGAGAGUGGAGUCGGGGCUGCUGCGGGCUGUCGCCAUGGAAACCACAUCCAGCGGCGGGGCGGGGUGAGGUUAAUAUGACCGGCGAGGACGCCGUCGCUUCGCCACGGUGGGCGGAGCUUCCUGCAGCCGCGGCGGCAGCAAUAACACCGGAACCACCAGUCUUCCUGCUUCUCUUCACCCGCUGCCCGACCUGACCCGACCCGGUUCCAUUUCUGGACCGGAGGGCCCGACCCAGUUCUGGACUCGCCCAGUGCGACCCGAUUCUGGUUCCGUUAGACGUUGUCAGAUCGUUUGUAGCGGCGGUUUGUAACGGCCUGAAUCUUUUUCAGAAAUACGUUGACCUUCGACCCGAGUCCUAGCGCCCAGCUGGAUCGGCCUCUUACUGGGAGCAAACCAGUCCACCAGACGGAACUCAGAGCGGUUCUGGCGCCGGCUCUUUGGACCUUUACUCUAUCAGAGGCGCUCCGAGUCGGUCCGGUUCCCUCUGGAGGCGGAGGCCUUAGAGGCCUUUUCCCAUCAUGCACCUCAGCGGGGAGCCUGCAGGGGGAGCCGCUGAGCCGCUAAUUGCACUAAAGAUGGAUUUCCUGCAGCGCCGGACGGACGGAGUUCGUAGAUCAGAUUCACCUGAACGCAUCGUGACCGCUGUUGCUGGGCAGAUUCGCUUCAGGAGCUGAACAGUUUCACUCCAACACCAACAGGAGCGGGUCGGUACCGAAAGGUUUCUUCCCUGAAGGAGAACCACGCAGAGGCCAGCGUCAUUUCAAAAUAAAACAGGAAGUUAUCAUGACAGGGUUUCUACACUUUCGGUUUCUAUACAAUAAACGUCAGAAAAAUAUUUGAGUUUCUACACUUUUAUCUAAAAUAUAAUAAAAAUAAAUAUUUAAUAUUUAGGUUUUAGUGACCUUGGUUUUUACUGUUCUAAUCUGGACCAGCGGUUCUGAUCCGAGUCGGCUAUAGAUGCCAGAUAAUCUGUUAAAUUUGCUCUUCUAUUAAUAAAACAUUUCCAACAUAAAACCCUGAUUCCCUUCCUGGUCUGAGGAGCCGCUAAUAAAACCAACAUGGAAACAUUUUGAAACGGAAAGCAGGAGGAACCCAGUCAUGAUCAGAACAUCAGGGUUCAGGAAGGUUCUGAUCCAAAACCCAGAAAACAGGCCACCAAACGUUUCUGUUGGAGGAAAACUCUUCAGCCUCCAUCCGACCAAUCACAGCACAGGCUCCGCCCACUGAAGACGAGCGAGGCUCAGAGAGGUUCCGGUUCCGGAACUGGAGUCAAACAUCCUUAGAACAAACUGUCUUGCCUGGAAACCAUCCGAACGGAACCGGACCGACCAGCUCCAGGUGUGCUGAUGGGUCCGGAUUGGUUCGGAUCACCUGGACCUGACCGGCAGCCUGGAGUCCAGGUGCAGCUUCCGGUUUCUGUUCGGAGUUCCGGACCCGAGCGUCUCCGCGCCUCGCCGCCAUUUUUUAUCAGACUGUUUGUAGCUGAAGCACGUCCUGCAGCCAGUUGCCCCACAAUCAGGUUGCCAUUUGUGAAGUUGCUGCAAAAAAUGAACAGCAAUGAUUUGGUGUGUUCAGCCUGUGAUAGAGAACUUGUCGGUUUCACCACGUCAUUCAUAGUUUGUUGGUUGAUUCUUCAUUGUUUUUCACCAAAUAUUGAUUCAUUAUCACUUGAAUUGUUUUCUGAACCAGCAGGAUGUUGAUCCAGAGGAAAAGAAUCGAUGAUGAAAAACUAAAAUAACAACUUAGGCAACAAAAACCCAGCUUUUAUUUUGAUAUGUCACUUCCUCUUAGUGGGAAGCCAAUUUGGACAUCAACUAAUAUUUCUCUAUGAGCAAAAUAAACAGGAAUAAAAUGAUAAACUGAUGACAGAAAAUAAGUAAUCAGAAGCUAAACAGCAUCAUGUAAAAUGGAUUUUUUGAGCUUUGAAUCUUGUUUGAUCCAUCUUCAGAAACUUGCCUUAAUUCUUUCAUGACUGUUUGAGAAAUACGUUAAUCUCCAUGGCAACCAUUGGACCCAGCCCCGCCUUCGAGGGGCAGCUCCUCCUCUGAGCUGCAGUUUCACUCAGCUCUAAAUUUAGCUAGCUAGCUAAGUAUUUAGCAUGCUAACCAAAUAUUUAGCUUCAGCUAGAUGGCAAGAUAAAUAUUCAAGUUGAAAGUUAAAUAUUUAGCUUGUGAAUUAAAUAUUAAAUAUGAAUCUGACAUCUAUAAAAACAGGAACAUGAUGAAAAUAUGACUGAAAAAUGAACAGCGUUGUUUUUAUUAUGACAAGACGAAGCAAAUUAUUGCUGUUAAUUUUCUUACUGUAACUUUACAAACAGCACUCUAAGCCCAGCAGCCUGGUUGCUCGGCAGCAGCAGCCUGGUUGCUCAGCAGCAGCAACCUGGUUGCUCAGCAGCAGCAGCCUGGUUGCUCAGCAGCAGCAACCUGGUUGCUCAGCAGCAGCAGCCUGGUUGCAGGUUGACUCCAGGUGUGAUUAUUUUUCUGGUUUGUAACUGAAGAACUUUUGCUUUUGUUUCUCUGUUGGUUUUUAUAUCAUUUCUUAUGUCUUUUUGUUUUAUAAGAAAAUAAUUAAAAGCAGAAUUUCA
Gambusia affinis (western mosquitofish) is the source of this 6860-nucleotide messenger RNA. It is a transcript of the gene slc44a1b, whose product is annotated as solute carrier family 44 member 1b. Gene Ontology annotation, molecular function: transmembrane transporter activity. The transcript is spliced from 15 exons. Gene Ontology annotation, biological process: transmembrane transport. Gene Ontology annotation, cellular component: membrane. Lineage: Eukaryota; Metazoa; Chordata; Actinopteri; Cyprinodontiformes; Poeciliidae. The coding region runs from base 1114 to 3420 and encodes 768 amino acids. The record is from RefSeq and is a predicted model, not a curated record.